Penicillium odoratum is the source of this 1428-nucleotide messenger RNA. RefSeq lists its product as uncharacterized. The coding region runs from base 1 to 1428 and encodes 475 amino acids. The transcript is spliced from 3 exons. NCBI's taxonomy places the organism in Eukaryota, Fungi, Ascomycota, Eurotiomycetes, Eurotiales, Aspergillaceae. The record is from RefSeq and is a predicted model, not a curated record.
AUGAUUGUCAAAUCCUCGCUCCUGCUGCUAAGCGCAGCCUUUGCCUUCGCUACCGACCAAAUCCCGAUUGGCGGAUCCUCGGCAUGUCUGGCCUCCAGUGAUCCCAACGCCUGCUGUACCGGGGGAGCAACGACUGGCGAGGUGGUCAUUUCUGGCCGUACUUUCGUGUUCACUUGUGGGUCGAAGUUGAUAUCCCUCAAUUCGAACAAUGCCCAAACUUACAAUAAUGCUCAUGAGUGUGCAUCGGAGUGCGCGGCCGACCCAUCCUGUGAAGCAUCAGCUUUCAAAGCAAAGGGCCAGCCAGCUCGUGGUGGAAAGAACUGCUUCUUCUUGAUUGGCGACAACAUGGACCAGAAGUCUGAUGAAGCCUGGAUUGCCUUCACGGAAGUUAUUCCAUCUUGUUUGGAAUCGGAUAAUCCCAACUCUUGCUGCUCUGAUCCAGGUACCAAAGAAGGCGAGGUCUUAAUCGACGGCGUCCUCUGGAAGUGGACCUGCGAUUCAAUUCUCGUAUCACUCAAUCCGACGCACAGGCAGGCACUGAACGUCCAGGAUUGUGCUUCUCAAUGUGCAGCUGAAGGAUGUGACGCAAUUUCCUACCGAAAGCUUGGGAAUCGAGCUGACAAGUGCUUCUUUGUCCAAGGUGACAAUAAGAAUCAAAAAGAAGCUACGACAUUUAUUUCGGUCGCGAAGGUCGUCGAUGAUGUUGUUGAGCCCCCAGCCCCUGAGCCUGGGUGUGAAGAAAAGCUUGCGGAAACUGAUCAAAAGCUCCAAAAUUGCCUCAGCAACCGGCAAGAUCCUGCCAAAUUGACUCAAUGCGAAGCUGAGAAGCUUACCUUGCAAAACAACGAAAAGGACUGCCGUCGGGAGGCUGAGCAGUUUGAACAGAAAAAAGAAGAAUGGCGUUUGAAACACCAGAAGUGUGAAACUGAAAAGGGAGAUAUCAAUCUUGACAAGCAGAAGUGUGAGAAUGACAAAUCAGCCCUGGAGUUGCAGCUCGAUCACAAGAACGAUGAGAUCGCGGCGCUCAAUUCUCAAAUCACGACCCUCAAGGGCAAAUUGUCGGGGCUUCAGCAGUUAUAUGAUGCUUUAGAGAUCGAGUGCAACGGAGAAGGUCCUGAUGGAAAAUGCCGUACGAACAUCUACGACGCCGAGCCUCGUGAUGAUCUAUGCAUUAUCGAUGCUGGAAAUGAGAAGUUCAAGAUUUACUACGGCAAACUUGACGAUGAGGGUUUCUCGGACCUGGGUAGUGGAAGGGCCAACUCUUUCAAGGACUGCGCAGAGAGGUGCGCUAACUACAAGGGCGCGAAGAAGUGUGUGCGUUUCAUGUGGAGCACAGACGGCAAAGACAGAUCCUGCUACAUGAGGUCGCACGGACAGGAGAGGGUUCCUACCCAGUCAUCAAAGUGGAGUUCUGGUCAGCUUCUUUGA